Molecule: messenger RNA, 831 nt
Organism: Dovyalis caffra
Lineage: Eukaryota; Viridiplantae; Streptophyta; Magnoliopsida; Malpighiales; Salicaceae
Source: the annotation of a GenBank genome assembly
AUGGAGGUCUCUGGUCCUUGUCCCCUAGGCUCAUCAGAGAUUGUGUUCUUCGACUUGGAAACAACGGUGCCCAGUAGAGCCGGACAACGUUUCUGGGUACUGGAGUUUGGUGCAAUAAUAGUUUGUCAACGGAAACUUGUCGAGCUGGAGAGUUAUAGUACCCUCAUAAGACCCACGGACUUGUCUGUUGUUGCAGUGAAGUCUAGUCGAUCUGAUGGGAUAACUCGCAAAGCUGUUGCAAAUGCACCAACAUUCGAGGAAGUCGCUGACAAAAUUUUUAGUAUUUUGAAUGGUAGAAUUUGGGCAGGACAUAACAUCCAAAGAUUUGACUGUGUCCGAAUUAAGGAGGCAUUUGCAGAGAUUGGUAGGCCUGCACCUGUACCUGUUGGAAUGAUUGAUUCUUUAGGAGUUUUGACUGAAAAAUUCGGCAGAAGAGCUGGCAACAUGAAGAUGGCAACUUUGGCUACUUAUUUUGGGCUUGGCCAGCAAAAGCACAGGAGUCUGGAUGAUGUUCGUAUGAACUUGGAGGUCUUGAAGCAUUGCGCCACAGUUUUAUUCUUGGAAUCGAGCCUUCCAAACGCAAUGAAUGACAAAUGGCACAGCUCUUCGACGACAAUCGUAACUCGAAGCAGAAGUAAUGGAAAACUGCCGUGUAGGGAAGAAAAUAGCCGAAAAUCUCCUCCAACUACUAUUGGAUACCAAAGAGCAGUUCCCUAUACAAGGGGAAGUUUGGGAAAGAUGACAGAAGGAGUGAAAAAUUUGCUGUGUAAAGCCCAGGAGACAAAAUCAUUUAACAGCAUACUCAAGCAUUCUCAUUCUUUGCUGAGAUGA